GAGCCCCGCUUCAUCUCCGUGGGCUACGUGGACGACACGCAGUUCCUGCGCUUCGACAGCGACACCGAGAAUCCCAGGAUGGAGCCCCGGGCGCCCUGGAUGGAGAAGAUGGGGCCAGAGUAUUGGGAAAGGGAGACACAGACCUCCAAGUGCAACUUACAGAGUCACCAAGUGAGCCUCAACACCCUGCGCGGCUACUACAACCAGAGCGCAGGCGGCUCUCACACCUUCCAGAGGAUGUAUGGCUGCGACGUGGGGACAGAUGGGCGCCUCCUCCGCGGGUACCUUCAGGAUGCCUAUGAUGGCGCGGAUUACAUCGCCCUGAAUGAAGACCUGCGCUCCUGGACCACCGCAGAUGCGGUGGCUGAGAUCACCAAGAGGAAGUGGGAGGCAGCCGGUGACGCAGAGAGCUUCAGGGCCUACUUGGAAGAAGAUUGCUGGAAGUAUCUUGCAGGCUACCUGGAGAAAGGGAAGGAGUCGCUGCUGCGCACAG
Urocitellus parryii (Arctic ground squirrel) is the source of this 493-nucleotide messenger RNA. Lineage: Eukaryota; Metazoa; Chordata; Mammalia; Rodentia; Sciuridae. The record is from RefSeq and is a predicted model, not a curated record.